AUUUCACAUUGAGUUGCUUUUCUUUGCCUUAGCUAAUGAAAUCAGUUCAGGUGCUGCACUGUUCAGAGAACAUUUAUUUGUGUGUUUACCACACUCCUGCAGUUCCUGUUUUAUGGUUAGAGUUUUACCCCCGGUGCUCACCCGUGGUUAUUCCCUUCCCUUUGUGUUCCAUAUGACCUGGGACAUAGCUGAGCUUUAUGGUCAUUUGAUUGUCCCUGAGGUCCAGUCUCCUUGUCUGGCUGAUGAGCUGAGAUGCUGGACAGAGUCCUGCUGCAGGUUCUGACUCUUCUUCUCCUGAGUCGGGCCUCCAGGGCCUCCUCUCUGGGGCUCACCGUCCAGAUUGCGCCUUUGGACACUGAUGGAGGUAAAACGGUUCGGGCUCAUUUUAGCGUCAUCGCUCCUACUCCCUGUCCCGACUUAUCAUCAGUCUGUGCAGCAGGAGAGGACUGUCAGGCUCACCUCAUGUCAUUACCAUUCAUCUACACCAAACCCAGUCCUCAGUGGUGUGUCCGUCAGUGGCAGAAGACAGUCCCCAGUGACUACAAAGCCCUCCUCGCUUUAGGGCCCAGCACGCAGUUUUUUGUAUCUAUAAAUGCAGUACCAAAGACCCGGGCUAAUAAUGGGAAACUCAACCAACCUGCCUAUGUGGCUCUGCCUCCUCCACUAAGGGCCCGUCAGAACUGUCCUGUUGACUUCAGUCUGUCAGUGAAAGACCUGGACGGGGACAGGGUGCGAUGCCGCUUUGCCCGCGCAGACAGGGGAGAAUGUCAGAACGGUACUCAGCAUGCUUUCAUAAAACUGGAUGAGGAGAAUUGCGUUCUAUCAUACACGGGAAACGCGGUUCCGGGACAGUAUUUUAUCUUCCUGAUGGCAGAAGACCUGAUCCCUGUACCCACCAUAAGCCGGGUUCAAGACAUCUCUCCCCUCAGCUCUGUCCCCGUGCACCUCUCUCUCAGUGUGGAAGAGUGGACGUCUAGCUGCAGUAACGAACCACCGGCAACACGAGGAACCCCUGAGAAGAACGCUGUGCUGUAUGCCUUGCCGUACCAGGAGGUGAAAUUCAGUACAACCUAUAAUUCAGACCUGGAGAGUGUUUUGGAGAUAGCAGUGGUCGGCCCGCCAGACCUGUACAGGGUCAACUUUGCAUCAGUCGGCCACUCAGCGACGUUGACCAUGGCCUGGAUCCGCUCCGAAAACAACCUGACACGACUAUUGCCCAUCUGUUUUGUUGCAAACACCAACAGUUUGCAGUCGGAGCUGCGGUGUGUGUGGCUGUUCCAGAAGAGAAUGAAGACUCUUCCUGCUGGAACAGAGCUGACAUGUGGGGAGACGGAGAUGGUGCUGGUGCUCCCGGUGGCCUCCCUUACUGAAAUCAGCCUGCCUGAACUGCAGCUCAACAGCCCCACCUGUUCCGUCACCUACAACAGCACAUACCUGACGGCACACAUCUCCUUCGGCAGCUGUGGCACAAGGGCUGUGCACUCUGGUUCGGAGCUGGUUUACACCAACACUCUGAAGAGUGUGCGUCCCUACACCAUGAUCAGCCGCAGACCUUCCCUCAUCCUCCCCAUGGCUUGUCGAAUCCGAGCGGUCCAGGUUAAGGGACCACACUUAGCCAUUAGCAUACCAACAGAGAGAGAGACCUUUGGCGACAUCCGUUUUUGGAUAGAAUUUCACCUCCCGGGGCAGGGGCCCCUGGCCAGAUUCACAUCCACGCCCCAGUUUCGCUCCAACUUUCUGCCACUGGGAAGAGCCCGUCGGCAGGUGGUUGUAGGAACAGGCAGCAACACCACCACUGACAUCACGAUUGGAGACAAGCUCAAACAGCUGGACCUCUACGUGGUGUCCAACUGCAGCGUUGAUCGAGCUGAGUUGGUAGUGAGCAGUUGUAUAGAGUCUGAGACGGAGGACUUUGCUAACAGCCAACCUAUCUUGAGACAAGGGUGUAUAGUUUCCAAUGACACGUUAGAGGUGAUCACAACAACCACAACGUCCAAGGUUUUUCGUCUUUUUAUUGACAAAAUGGUCAACUCUGGAUCAACGAUGUAUGUUGAAUGUGUGGUUAACCUGUGCAUUACCACCAUGCCUUCUGACAAGUGCCCUGACCUGUGUACCGGCACCAGCAGUUCCUCCCUCCCUCUGGUUGAAAGUGUGUUUACCAGAACAUACACUGUCCGCUCUGGACCCGUCAGCCUCCUCGCCAACCCUCCUGCUCAAACCACAGAGAACUUCACAACACUAAACAAUAAUGCAGAGACGACCACUCCUACACCCACAACUAGCAAAGUUACCACCCCAGCUUCUUCAUCAACUAGUUCUCCAACAUCUAACGGUGCAGUUAUUACAUCCACCUCCAGGCCUACUACAUCACAUGGUCCAGGAUUGGCCACAUCUACAACAACAGGCGUAAUUCUGACAACUGUUCUCAUGUUUCUUUGGGUAAACAUAUUUUCCUGAACACGCUGCUGGACAAGGAUCUAUUGUUGCAUUUAAACAUGAAAUAUCCCACUGGUCAUUCCAGAGCUGUUUGGGUUUAGCCAAACUGCUCAAGGACUUUUUGUGUUUCUUAUUAUAACAUCAGAUAAACUGAAAUGCUAUCAAAAAUGGUUUAUCCUCUCUGCAAUGUGAUUUUUUUUUGCUUCACUCCAGAGGCACCUAGAUAGUUGUCAGGUCGAUGGACUUUAUUGCAUCUUUUAUUCAUUUUUCUUCUAAUUCUCAAUACCACCUUAUUGUUUUUAACAAGUGAUAAGAAUAAAAAUGUUUUCUUUGCUCCCA
This is a messenger RNA of Nothobranchius furzeri (turquoise killifish), 2775 nucleotides long. RefSeq lists its product as uncharacterized. NCBI's taxonomy places the organism in Eukaryota, Metazoa, Chordata, Actinopteri, Cyprinodontiformes, Nothobranchiidae. The record is from RefSeq and is a predicted model, not a curated record.